This is a messenger RNA of Paramecium octaurelia, 4216 nucleotides long. Lineage: Eukaryota; Ciliophora; Oligohymenophorea; Peniculida; Parameciidae. The record is from the annotation of a GenBank genome assembly.
AUGAGAAGAUUGUUUUUGUUCAUAAAUUUGUAUAUCACAGUGGAGUUAUUGAUUUGUAGGGAUGAGUUGGGACAAACAUUGCAAAUUGACAAGUCUGUUCAGAUACCUCAAUACAAUUGUACUCUAAAUAUUAGCAAUGAGAAUUUAAUGAAUAUGACAUCUUUGGGUGGCUAACUUAAAAUAGUAGGAACUCAAUUACUAUUGAAUUAAACAGUAACGUUGAUAGGAUUUAAGCUUGUUGAAUUCCAGAACAUCACAAUAGACACACUAACCGACUCAAUAGACAUCCUGGGCUCAGUUCAGCUCCAGAACGUCAUUCUCUUGAGGAAUUGUCAAAUAAAAAGCACAUAUAUGCAGAUUCACAGGUCUUAAAUGAUAGGGAUGACAUUUUAAAAUAAGGCAGCAUUUUAAGCUCCAAUUAGUGUAGACGGACUUCUGAUUUAAGAUUGUACUUUUUUCAGAAGUUAACUAAGUUUGCAAAUGACUUAAUUAAGAAACGUCAUUAUUGAUUAGGUUAGCUUUAUUAAUUCAACCAUAUCUCCUCUCACUUAUGUAAACACGCUCACUCUCAAUAACUCUUUUGUAGUUUAAAGCAUUUUGAUUGAGACUGAUAUCUCACAGGAAAUCACAAUCACAAAUACCUACUUCACACUCUCAACCGGAAUUCUGGCCAAGGGAGUUCUCUACACUACUAUUUUCAACGUGACUCUAUCUCAAAGUGUUUUGAUACGACUCCAUAAUCAAAACUAAAUCAAGUUGUCUUGCUUGAAUAUUUAGAGAGUAUUAUCUGAUUCAAGGUUGAUUAUGGCAGAAAGUCAAUAUGUCUCCAUAUAUAAUAGUACAAUAUCUGAAUUAGAGAGUAAAGCGUUAUUCUCUAUGAAUAGUCAGAAUUUGUUUCUAUAAUAAGUAACUAUAUCCACUUUAAUUGGUCCAUUAUUGAUUUCAGUAAGCAAUCAAACAAGCGUUGUCCUAAAUUACUUCAAUAUCUCUAAUAGUUCAACUAGAGGCUUAUUUUAAAUGAAUGGAUCCUUGUCAUUAUCAAAAGGCAAUCUCAAUUAACUAUAUGGACUACUCAUUUGCUCAAAAACAAUUACAGAAUUAAAUAUUGAUUAGGUGGAUUUCAAAUAGCUUAAUAAGUCUCUACUUAUUUAUUUAAAAGAAACAUCUAUUGUACAAUUGAACAAUAUUUUGAUUGAAGAUUGUGCCUCAAUUUAGGUUGCUAAGCUCUAUACCGUAAUAAACUUAAUUGUAAGAAAUCUGACAAUCAAGAAUUGCAACGAGUGUAAUUUCUUGACAUUGAAUGCGUCUUCUGCAAAUCUUUCUCACAUUAACGUAUUUGAUAUGAACAACUUUGCUAGUUCAUUAAUCGAGGCAACAGAUUCAGAUAUGAACAUCAAAGGAAUGUAUUUGAACUCAAUCACUCAUAACAAUAAGGAAAUAAUAACGAUUGAAAAUUGCACCAAACUGCUAUUCAAUGAUCUACAAUUUACACAUAUGGAUUGUCCAUUUUGUAAUGGUAUUAUAAGUAUCAGAUAAAGUAACGAGAUUGAAAUAUCAAAGUCUUUGUUCAAGAAUACUCAAACCUUUUCUGGCUUUAUCAAUAUCCAAAAUUCAAAUAAUUUUAUAGCCAACAAUAACACCUUCACUAAUAUUUCAGUUAAUUAAGGAUCUGCAUACUUAUUGUCCAAUGCUGCUGUUCAAAUAUAUGGAAACUAAUUCAUUGAUCUUUUUGCUCCAGAAGGAGGAGUGAUCUACCUCAAUCAAACAUCUGGAUUAUCCCAUUAUAUCGACCAGAAUCUUUACAAUAAUUGUUCAAUGAAGACAAACAAACAUAUCUAUUUAUUGACAAAUCAAAUAGUGGAACCAGAUACUUUGACUUAUAUAACAGGGCCGGUGUAUCUUGAUUUUAAUAAUAAGACAUAUCUAUUUGAUGACCUGAUUAAAAAGAAACAAUAUAUAUACAUACAUAACUAUAAGAGUGGAUAGCUAUUAGAUCUGAAAAUCGCCAUCUAAGACAGUGGAUAGAAUAGAAUAUGUGAAAUUACGAAUUCCCUUACUAUAUCAGAUAAGAUAUUCCAAUUUGACUAAUUGAAAUGCCAUUAUGAAGUGACUUACGUUUACUAUUAAAUAUAACCAAUCAAUGAGACUGUACAAGUACUCCUUGAAUUUCAAUCGCUCAAGUUCUACAAUGAUACUUUUAGAUUGCCAAUAUUUUUGAACCUCGUUAUUUGUGAUAUAGGAGAAGAGUGGGAAAAUAAAUCAUGUCUUAGAUGUCCAACUGGAUCAUAUAGUUUUGACAAUUUCACUCCUUGUAGAUAAUGUACUACCUCGAUAGAGACAUGUCCUGGAGGAUCAGAAUUGAUUUUGAAACAAGGAUUUUGGAGAGCCAAUAAAACUACUGAUAGUAUUGAAUAUUGUCAAUCAUCAGAGGCAUAAUGUUUAGGUGGAUCUGAUGAAUUCACUUGUAGUUAAGGAUACACUGGAGCAUUGUGUGAUGAUUGCGAUUAUUAUGCAGAACAUUGGAAUAAUUCAUAUACUCGUGGUUUUGGAGGCAGCUGUACAAUUUGCGAGAAUAAUGCGUUCAACAUUUUCAAGAUAAUUUUCUCUUUUUCUUGGAUCCUCAUUGCCUUGUUCAUAUCCAUUAGAGGGAGUUUAAGAUUGGUUAGAGCAUAACUAUCAGUUCAUUAUCUCAGAAUUAUGGGCAUAUUCUUUGCCACUCGAUCCACCAUGGUGAUUGAUCAAACUGAAAUCCUGAUAAAGCUGUUUUCCAGUUACUUUCAGUUGGUAUCCAUAGUACAAGUCAUUGAUUUUGACUUCCCUACUCCAAUAGAAAUCGUUGCCCAAGCAAUAGGCAACCCCUUGUCCACAUUGGGGUACUCAAUAGAGUGUUUCCUAUUGAAUUCUCAUUUGGAAAUCGAGAUUGUGUAUUUGAGACAAUUCUGGAACUUGUUUGUGUCCCUCCUGUUUGUGUUUGCAUUUGUAUUCAUAUAUUUUCUCAUUCAACUGUGCAGAUAACGCCAAAUGGAAAACUCCAUCCAGACAAUUUUCAUCACAAGUCUGAUUCAAGUACAAUUUUAUUUUCAGGGUGACAUAAUUGAAGGUCUCCUGUAAUUGAUGUUCUGCAUUAAGGCCUCAGGACAAUAUUACAUUCAGGCUGCAACAUCGUACAUGUGUUAUACUGAGGAAUACUAUCUGUAUCUAAGAACGCUGAUCAUACCCACUUUGAUUUUGGUUGGGGUAGUGUCGCCUCUGUUUUAUAUCAUAAAACUAUUCAGAAACAAAAACAAAUUAUGGACUUGUCAUUUGCGUAUUCCUUAUGGAUAUUUAUAUGUGGAAUACAAAGACAACUAUUAUUACUGGGAGUUUGUGUGUUUCUUUGUUAAAUCAUUAUUUUAUCUGCUGGAAACUCUUUUGAUCCAAGACAUAAAGCUGAUGUUUUUGUUUGCAAUACUCAUUUUGCUUGUCUAUCUAGAAUUACUGAAUAAGCAUCAACCUUACAUUGAGAAAUAGUACAAUUUUAUCGAUAAGAUAUCAACACAAUUGGCAAUGAUAACUCUAAUCUUGUCAUAUAGUUAAGACAACAAUCCAUACAUUUCAUUAGUGUACAUUUUGUCAAUCCUGUGUUCUGUACUUAAUCUAUUGUUUUGUACUUACAUAUUCUCCAAGAUCACAAGAGAAUACAUUUCCAGUCUAAAGUAGCAGCAUAUCGAGAAAAUUGUAAAUCUUAUAAUUCGUUACCCAUGCUUCAAAUAUUGUAUCAAAUAGCCCAAGAAUUUCCAUAAUAAAAGAAAGGCUUGUUUGCUUUGGAAGAAGGUCAGAGUGUACGUGAUGGAGUUCAUAGAGAAACUGAAAUUUCAGAAAUCCAACAAUAACCUUAAUUAAGAUUACUAAUUGUAAUCAAGCACACAGCGACCAAAUACUUCAUCAACCAAUACUUCUAUCAGUCUGCUCAAUUCAAUGGCACCCUAAUUGUUAAAAUACAUGUAAGAAUCGAUUAAUAUCUUAGUAAACACAAUAAGAAUAAUUGCCGAGUGUCUCCAGAGAUAGAAAGUCGGUUGUCUAAAAAGAACUUGGAUUCAAAUGACUUCAACAGUGUUGUUUCAGCAUAUAUAAAUCCCGAUCACAGGCUUGAGGUUGAACCACCUGAACUUCCGAAAAAGAGUACUGUAUCUACCAUCUUCUCUUAUGUAGUUAACGGGUAGAGCCAAUUGUGAAU